This is a messenger RNA of Cyanidioschyzon merolae strain 10D, 1452 nucleotides long. Its product is annotated as similar to histone acetyltransferase; Hat1p. The record is from RefSeq and is a predicted model, not a curated record. The transcript has a single exon. The coding region runs from base 1 to 1452 and encodes 483 amino acids. Gene Ontology annotation, molecular function: histone H4 acetyltransferase activity. Gene Ontology annotation, cellular component: nucleus. Gene Ontology annotation, biological process: subtelomeric heterochromatin formation. Lineage: Eukaryota; Rhodophyta; Bangiophyceae; Cyanidiales; Cyanidiaceae.
AUGACGAGCCCAGCGCGGGGAGCAGUUAGGAAGCGACUUCGACGUGCCACAGCACCAGAUGAAGCACUGAUCGCUCCAAACGACAGUGAUCCCCGCGAAGCUGGUACCGAAGCAGUGGCAAACGCCUGCAGCGAUCCGGAGGUUCACGCAAACCAAGUUUGGAAACUUAAGUUUGUCCUAAACGAAGAGGACAACGCUGUGAACGGCGCUUUCUAUCAGCCUUCGUUCACUCAUCAAAUCUUUCCGAACGAGCGCAUCAGGGGCUACCUCGAGCCCAACCUGUACCAGGUCUAUGACGCGGUCACGUUGCACUGUUAUCUGAAUUUCAAGUACACAGCAGUUGUGAACCCUAGCAAAGAGGUCACACCCGUUAUGUCCACGCUUCAAUCGCUGCUCGAUGAGUGCGGUGGCUACACAACGGACUACGAGGCGUUUCGACAAUGCAGUCGCAAUGCGAAUGAACCGCUCGAAACAGCUCUGAAAACCAUUAGCACGUACGACCUUCACAACGAAACGUUUAUCAUCUCCGAGGGCGUUCUAUGUUCAGAAAACAAGUCUCCCGCACAGGCGGCUCUUCGUGCGCUGCAUCGCCGUCUGCAGUUCCUAACACUACUCUACAUCGAAGCUGCCUCGUUCAUUGACGAUGAGGAUCCGCGGUGGAUGAUUUACCUUUGUCGCUCCAGACGCGAUCAGCGGCUUGUAGGGUUUGCGACAGUCUACCGCUUCCCCGCAAUCGAGAAGCUACAAGAAUUUGAUCCCCACCGCGAGAAAUGGAGACUCGCUCAACUGCUGAUUCUGCCGCCCUAUCAGAGAGCGGGGCACGGUACGCGUUUCUUGCAUGCGCUUUACGAACGAGCUCGUUGCGUCUCUGAACAGACCGGUCGCUGCGUUCUCGAAAUCAGCAUCGAAGAUCCAGCGCCAGCCCUUUGUUGUGUAAGAGAUCUGGUGGACUUGGAAAAGCUGCUUACAAGCGAUGAUGCUUCUCGACAGUGGGCGCAGUCGAUUAACGCAUCUAGCCCAGUCCCGAGUCGCUCCGAGCUGAAGACGCUAGCCCAGCGUCUGCGUAUUACUGCGGCGCAGGUGCGGCGACUCUAUGAAAUCCUUCGUUUGCAUGCAAUGGUGAGUGCCAGUGCCGCAUCUGGAGACGUCGACCCCGAAUUGGAGCGGGAAUACCGUCUAGUUGUCAAACGGCGUCUAUUUCGCGAAAAUGAGGAAUGUUUUGGCUUGAAAAACGAUGAUGAACGAAAGCAAAUGCUCGCAGAGAUGUAUACUUCGCUGAUGCAGGAAAGCUACCACCCAGUCAUUGCUGCUGCGAUGCGCAGAGGGCUAAUUGCACCAACAAGGCUUGAAAGGCGCACGGGUUCCGAAUCCGAACUGCAUGUACUGGUUUCAGGCUCCAAGGAACUACUACUGCGCAAUUCUGCACAAGUAUCAGAGAGCGGCUCUACCUGA